Messenger RNA from Tetranychus urticae (two-spotted spider mite), 1410 nucleotides. NCBI's taxonomy places the organism in Eukaryota, Metazoa, Arthropoda, Arachnida, Trombidiformes, Tetranychidae. The record is from RefSeq and is a predicted model, not a curated record.
UGCUUAUAUUACCACUUUCAUUCGACAUUACUGUUAAAAAUUUGAAUAAAUUAAAUCGUUAUUGUUAAAAAUGUAAAUUUAAAAAUCGCGGUCGAAAACGUUCUCUUUGAAGUCUUCAUUUAAAGAUCUUAUUGCGCAGGUGUAAGGCAGAAUUUUUUCCAUGGUUCAGUCAAGCGUUAUUGUUGUUUACUGUGUUGCUAAUUUGUUCAAAACUGAGUUUAAUUAUUCAAAAAUCAUGAGUUUAAUCGGAUUAAUCUAUAAAAUUCGUGCCUCUAUUCAACCUGUUGAUGCGCAGGAUCUUACAACUCAAGAAGCUUCUAUCUUAUCAUUUGAUUCAAAUGGAAAGCUGUUUAUUCACAAAGUUGAAGAUCUUGAUGCCUCAUUGUCCAACAUAAUGAAUAUUAUGUCAAAUAACGAAGAACUUAAUGUGGAUGGAAAGAUCUUGAAAAUUUUGUUUUACGGCAAUGAAAAAGAUACCGAAGAAAAAUAUGUCUAUUUCUUAAAGAGAUUGAACGAGGAAAAAGAAUGUUCGCCACAGGAACAAGAUCAUGAAAUUAGCUCCAGCCAAGAAGAGAAUUUUAUUCCCAACAAACGUGUAAAAAAAGAGAAUAUACAAAAAAAAUUGAGCGCGAUCAAAGCUUUGAUCAAUCAAAUUGAAAAAGAUCUUGACGGAACGAAAGAAAGCGAACAGAAUCUCGCAAAAACAAAACCAACAAUUCAACAAGUCAACUUGGAACCGACUUUGACUUCUAAAGAUAAAGAAAUUUCCUUGAAACAAGAUCUUAUACAAAAGUUCCAAGUUAAACUCGCUAAACGACGUAAUUCUUUUGAUUGGAUUAAGAUGGUAAAUCGAUUUGAAAUUCCCAAUGUUGAAGCUGAUAAGAUGAAGGCAAUUCAAAGAACUCUUACAUCAGGAAGCAAACUUCAUGGUGCUGUUAUCAGAGGUGUUGCUAAGUUCUUAUUCGGUGAAAAAAAAUUGAUUGAAACAUAUUUAAUGAAUCCAAAAGGAAAAUCUUAUUUGACCAAACAGGGCCAAAGAUUCAAGAUCUUCAGUCCACAGGAAGAGAAAGAUCUUAAAAGUAUUCUCAGUCUAAUCGAUGAAGAAUUAUUUAAUGACCCAGAUGCUUGGCAUUACCUGGUCCGAGCACCAAUAAACCAGCAAGGUUUGGAUUUGAAAAGAGAUCUAAAUAAAAAGAAAUCAAAAAAUUCUAGUGAAGAACCAGCAAGUUCUUAUACUGAGGAUCCGUUUUUGGACGACGAUGUUGAUUUCUCACAGUAUGAAAUAGAGGAUUAAAUACAUUAUUCACACAAGAUCUUAGAUAAUUGUAAAAAUUUUACAGCAAAAAUAUCCAUCAUUUACCUUCCAUUUCAUAUAAUUUUGACUAAAAAAUUUGUAUAAGUUACAAAGAA